AUGGCUUCGUCCGAGCUGCCGGCAGGCUCUGCCGCCUGGCCUCACAACAUCUUCCGCCUGGAGAACCUGCAGGGAGAAACAGAGAGAGCUGAGAACGAGGAUGCUGAAGGAGCACUGCGCGGGGAGGAGAGCGAAGGAGGGGCCGGGGCCCGGGGCGAGGGGAACCGCGCCCUUGUCCCCCAGGGACCGCAGGGGAAGACCCAGUUCCCUCUCAGCCUCUUCCCCCCAGCCUGCUCCACCACGGCUCAGGCACGGCCAGACCGGACCGGAGCCGACCGCGCGUCGGUGCCGUUCGCUCUCAACCGUGACGGCCCCGCGGGAGCCCCGGCGCGCCCCUCACCGCGAUCCCCAGCGGCUGCUGCUGGGCUGCGCGUCCGGUACCGACGGCGACAAGCACUGCGCAUGCGCCAGCGCGGCCGCCUGGGGCACGGAGGACGGGGCGGGGCCAGAGCCCUAGGGGCGGGGUUAAGCUGGGUCAGAGCCCUCCGAGCUGUUGGGGUUUCUUUGGAGAGCGCCUCGGGAAGAGCUUGCACCACCUCUGAGCCCGUGCUGUUGCCAUUCCCAGAGAUACGUUUGGCCAACGGCCCCAGCCGCUGCCAGGGGCGGGUGGAGAUCCUCUACAACGGCUCCUGGGGCACGGUCUGUGACGACGACUGGGACAUCGUGGACGCCAACGUGGUGUGUCGCCAGCUGGGCUGUGGCCACGCCAUCGCCCUGCCCCCCGCCAUGACCUUCGGCCAAGGGACUGGCCCCAUCCUCCUGGACAACGUGGACUGCAAGGGCCAGGAGGCAGCCCUCAGCGAGUGCUGGAGCCACGGCUGGGGCAUCCACAACUGCUACCACUACGAGGACGUGGCUGUUGUGUGCAAUGAGUUCUCGCCCACGCAAGGCAGCGAAGGAGCAACGAGCAGGAGCCUCACUGCCUCCAUCCAGGCUGGGGAAAGCGACGGCAGCGUCCGGCUGGUGAGCGGCGCCGACAGCUGCCAGGGCCGGGUGGAGAUCUUCUACCGCGGGACCUGGGGCACCGUCUGCGAUGACGACUGGGGCCUGAGCGACGCCAGCGUGGUCUGCAAGCAGCUGGGCUGCGGCCAGGCGCUGGACUACAAGAGCAAUGCCUACUUCGGCUAUGGCACGGGCCACAUCCUGCUCGACAACGUCCACUGCGACGGCACCGAGCCCUUCCUGGCCGCCUGCUACAGCCUGGGCUGGGGCGUCCACAACUGCGGCCACCACGAGGAUGCUGGAGUCAUCUGCGCAGGGCUGGACACCUCCACCAUCACCUCCUUCACCACCUCAGCGGCCCUGGGCUCCGAAGAGACUCUCACUGCCACGGCCACAGCAGUGACAGACACCAGGGACCAGCCCUCCCAGGCCACCCAGGUGGCCACCACUGCUCUCCUCACCCUGGAGCAGGAAAGUGGCGCCUUGCGGCUGGCGAACGGCAACGGGAGCUGCCGCGGGCGGGUGGAGGUGCGGCACGGCGGCACCUGGGGCACCGUCUGCGACGACGAUUGGGACUUCCCCGACGCCCAGGUGGUUUGUCGCCAGCUGGGCUGCGGCGCCGCCCUGGCCGCCACCGUCCUGGGCUCCUUCGGCUACGGCCGCGGCCCCGUCCUGCUGGACAACGUGGGGUGCGGCGGCGGCGAGGCUCGCCUGGCAGACUGCUUCCACCUGGGCUGGGGGCAGCACAACUGCGGCCACCACGAGGACGCCGGAGUCAUCUGCAGAGGCACUGAUGAUGCUGGAGAGCAUUUCCAAGAGGCCACUGCUACAACCACCACAGCUGCCCAGACUCAGCCCAAGGAUGGGUCCCUGCGGCUGGUGAACGGCAGCCACCGCUGCGAGGGCCGGGUGGAGCUGUUCCUCCUGUCCCAGUGGGGCACGGUGUGCGACGACGCCUGGGACCUGAGGGACGCCAAGGUGGUCUGCAGGCAGCUGGGCUGCGGGCAGGCGCUGGCAGCCUGGGGGGAGGCUCGGCACGGCCAGGGCAGAGGCUACAUCUUCCUGGACAACCUCAAGUGCAAGGGCCAUGAGCCGUCGCUGCUGCGCUGCUCGCACAUCCGCUGGGACGUCCACAACUGCGACCACUCGGAGGACGCCAGCGCCACCUGCAGCAGCCUAUGA
This is a messenger RNA of Indicator indicator, 2124 nucleotides long. RefSeq names its product scavenger receptor cysteine rich family member with 4 domains (gene SSC4D). The record is from RefSeq and is a predicted model, not a curated record. Gene Ontology annotation, cellular component: membrane. The transcript is spliced from 13 exons. NCBI's taxonomy places the organism in Eukaryota, Metazoa, Chordata, Aves, Piciformes, Indicatoridae. The coding region runs from base 1 to 2124 and encodes 707 amino acids.